GAUGGCUGCGCUGCCAAGAAUGCACCACAAUUCCUGUUUAUUUUUGUAGUUAAUAUAUGAUUAAAAUAAGAAAAAAAGAAUUGGAAUAUUUCAAAAUACUCUAUUUUUAGGUCUUCCAGCUGUAAAUAGACAAUUUGGCGAUGACUGCCCCAACUCUGCCCUUUACGAGUCUUCUCCAGAGUAACAGUAGCAAACCUCCAGAUGGCCCUGCACUCCAUCAGUGUUUGACAUGGAAGCUUUUAUUUUGAAGUUAACAGGAAACUGGUGUGUCACUGGUGACUUGUGUCUAAUCUGCCAGUUUUCAUUGAAGCAGUGUGUGUGAGUGAGAGUGGGAGGACCUGGAGCAGCAGCUCUACUCUGUCGCUGAGGAGACUGAUGAACAUUAACAGGACUGAGGACAGCGCCUGCACAUCUCUUCAACAGCAGUUUUAUUUUUCCGAUUGUUCACGUGUGAUGGCUAUCAUGCCACCUGUUUGGAUUCUUAUCCUGGUGACAGCAUCUUUGGCAAACGCAGGUUCCUCAUGGAGCGCAGCUGUGAGCCAGGGGGAGGAGGUGGAGGGGACGCCCCAUGAAGUGGAGCCCUGCUCUACCUGUGGCCUCCAGGGGCCCCCCAGACGCUUCAAGAGAUGCACAUGUUACACCUACAAAGACAAGGAGUGUGUGUAUUACUGCCACCUGGACAUCAUCUGGAUCCACUCACCAGAGCACACUGUCCCAUACGGUCUGUCCAGCUACCAGGCGCCCCAACGUGAGCGGCGCUCUGCUGGGACUGAGCGGGGGGGCAGGGCCCAGCGCUGUGUCUGCAUACAGCAAACUGACUCCGACUGCAGCCGCUUCUGUGUGAACAGGCGGAGGCCCCCCAGAGCAGAGUCUGGAGCUGACAGGAGGAACGCUGCGCUGUGAUCACAUGACGUCUCAGUGACAUCAUCACCACCUGUCCUGCAGGCAGCCCUGACCUGCUGCUUUCUAUCCGGCUGAGAGGGAGAAUGGUGAAGGAGAUGCACAAACUGAAAGUGAAGACAGCAGCUCUGCAAAUGUCUCCUCAGGGUUCUUCUAACAUCCUGUCACAACGUUCAAACAUGAAAGACUUCGGUGAAGCUCACAUGUUCAGGAUUUGUGAAGUGGAGGCCACAUCAUGUUCAAAUAUCAGAGGGAACAUGAUCUCACAGCCGUGCCCCUGCACAGGGACUUCUUUGGCCACAGCCAGUCACUCAGCCUUAUGUUUCAAAAUUCAAAAAUGGUCACAGUCACGGAAACAACCCGUACAUUUUAUAUUAGCUUGUUGUUUCAGCAGUAAUUGUGGAAAGCAUUUGGAUGAACUACUUUACUUUGCUAUGAUUUUUUGGAGGAAAUGGAACUUGUGUUAAGCUGUAUCCAAGGAUUGUGAAAUAAAAAUGAAAUGUGUUUUAAGAUA
Molecule: messenger RNA, 1414 nt
Organism: Gymnodraco acuticeps
Lineage: Eukaryota; Metazoa; Chordata; Actinopteri; Perciformes; Bathydraconidae
Product: endothelin-3
Exons: 4
Coding region: 376-903 (175 amino acids)
Biological process (GO): intracellular calcium ion homeostasis; vein smooth muscle contraction; regulation of vasoconstriction
Cellular component (GO): extracellular region
Molecular function (GO): endothelin B receptor binding; hormone activity
Source: RefSeq, a predicted model, not a curated record